Vitis vinifera (wine grape) is the source of this 1941-nucleotide messenger RNA. RefSeq lists its product as uncharacterized. NCBI's taxonomy places the organism in Eukaryota, Viridiplantae, Streptophyta, Magnoliopsida, Vitales, Vitaceae. Bases 151 to 1704 code for a protein of 517 amino acids. Gene Ontology annotation, molecular function: catalytic activity. The transcript is spliced from 7 exons. The record is from RefSeq and is a predicted model, not a curated record.
GUGAAUAGAGUUAGCUUAUAAGCUUAUUAGCAUAUUCUAUUGUUAUUUUUUUUGAAUUUCUAAAGAUCAUGGCGUCUGUCAUUGACUUUCCAUCUUCAACCAGACACCCAUAUUCCCAUAUAAUCGUAUGCAAAAUCAGGCAGAGGUUUCAUGAGAAAGAUGAGAAAGUUCACAACCCUAAAAUCUGUAUUCAUUGUGUUGUUGGUAAUCCAAGCUCUUGGUGUUAACGCCAAGUCGUCUUCUCAAUGCAAAGCAUGGAUUGUCCAGUCAAUCCCCACCCACAUGCCCCACCUUCCUCCUGUCUCUGGCGUUCUCUCUACUGCUGAUGUGUUCCAGUGGUUGGCUGGAAACUCUUCCUUGAGCCUGGAUAUAAUAGCUCAAUACUGGCAACUAAAUGCCCAUCCUGAUGAUCCCCUUUCCGGGGAUUAUGGAUACUCAAAAGCUGAUAUGCAUAAGUUUGGUGCUCAUGAAGGUUUUGAUGUCUAUAGAGCCCUAGAAAAUGCUGCUGAUCGUAAUAUUAGUAUCAGGCUUUUACAGCACUCAGGAGUAUAUCCUGAUUAUACCAAAGAACCAUCUGACCUUGCAUCAGGAAGGCCAAAUGUGGAGAAUGUGACUUUAUUGCUUGGAGAAUGGUGGGGUUCAGGCAUAGUCCAUGCUAAAGUUUGGAUAUCAGACAGUCGAGAUGUCUAUAUCGGAUCUGCAAACAAUGAUUGGAAAUCUCUCACGCAGGUGAAGGAAGUUGGAAUUUAUCUUGUUGAUUGCCCAAGUAUAGCAAGACAGGUUGAGAUCUACUAUAACAAUCUAUGGAAACUUGCCUCUCUUAAUGUUUCAGCUUACACAACAACAGUAUGGGAUCAACAGUGGCAGAUCAAUAGACAAGUUCCUUGCUGGUCACAUUUUCUUACUCCCAGAGAGAGGUGCAGGUCGCCUCUACCUCGUUAUGUGGCAGUUCCCCAUGUGGUCGGGUAUCCAACACUGUCAGACCCUCGUAUGUUUAAAACACCAAUUCAAACUCCUGGACACAACUGUUCCACUUCAAAACCUCAAUCUAGCUGUCUGUCUUUUGCUCCUCCAGAGUUGUCAUUUGGCAAGCACCAGGCCGAUGAACAGGCAUGGGUGGAUACAAUUAAAUCUGUAGGAACUGGGGCAACUGUUAGAAUUAAUAGCAUGGACUGGCUAGGUCAAUCUCAGUACAUGCAACAAACAGUUUAUUGGUCAUCCCUUUCAUCUGCAGUAUCAGAGGUUGUCUUCUCCAAGCACGCUAAGGUCAAGAUUCUAGUAGCAUAUUGGGCUCAUUUUAUUAACAACACAGAUCAGUAUCUGAAGUCUCUCCUCUACUCCAAUGUCCUCUGCUAUUCUUCAAAGUACAACAAAUGUUCAGGCAAAGUUGAGAUCAAGUACUACAAGGUGCCGGGCUUCAACUUGACAGGGCCUGCCAUUCACAAUGGGACUAGUACAGGAAACAUCUACCCAGGCUUUACCAGGGUUAACCAUGGCAAAUAUGCAGUCAGUGACGUUAGAGCCCACAUCGGGACGAGCAACCUGGUAUGGGAUUACUUCUAUUCAACUGCAGGUGUCAGCUUCGGAACAUAUAACCCUGCCAUUGUUUCUCAACUGCAAGAAAUCUUUGAUGCUGACUGGAAUUCACCAUAUGCAGUUCCAGUUGAACCUCUGGAGGAAGGUCAAUUUCAUUCAAGCAGAUGAGUAGUUGAUUGAAUUUUUUUUAGAAGCCUGUGGAAGGUUUGAAGGUCCUUCAAACCUUACACUGUUGAGCUGGUUAAAUGAGCUUUGAGUUGAUCAUAUUUUAGCUCCAAACCCUAAUUUAUUUGGAGAACUUGUACUGCCAAAAUAAACUUGUUCUUUUCUUAUUAAUGUAAAUGAGCAAAAAUCAAUGCAUCUCUUGUUCUCUCCCUGUUAUCACUCACAGGAAGAACUCAUUCA